GUUUAAGAACCAGCAUGUCUCAUUGUUCUGUGGUGGCAAUGCCAGCUGCCACCGCUCCGAUGCCCCUUUCCGCCUCGCAUACACAGGCACAGUUGACACUUCUCCAUCCCGAUCACUAUGGCUUGGUGUUCCGAGCUUUCGGGGCAUUGGCUCCGGCCUGGUUGGACGUGGUCUUGCCCGUCUUUCCAGCAUUUCCAGCCGGGACUGUUGGCGCCUUUGCAGCUGGAGUCGUUGUAGUCCUGGCCGUGGGUGCGGCCGGAGUUGCCGUCGCAGGCUUCGCGGUCGAAGCAAGCGGCAAAGACUUCAGAUCGAGGGCCACGCAUGGCUCGCCACUGUGGAACACCCGGGUUUCCGCCAUUGCCACUUGAUGUUUCGACGCCUGCUCCUUCAGCUUGGUCCAUUGUGCUAUGGUCACAAACGCCGCAGCGACCUUCUCGCUGUCAUUGCUGGGCUUUGUCUGGAAGCGGCCGGCAAGCCUUUCAACAAUGACGCUCUUGGGGGCCGGCUGGGUGAUGAUCUUCGAUAUGAUGCCUGGCAUUUUGGCGUCGCGGGGGUCGUACACAAUCGGACACGUUGCCUCGUCCUUCCGCGGGCCCAGUUGCGCGGCCUUUUGGAAGGCAGUCAUCAUGGCGACUGAGGGUUGAACCGUGACCGGCUUUGUCGCUGGCUGCGUCUUCAGCGGCUUCUGAGCCGGCGGCGGUGCUUUCGGGUUUCGUUUGUCCAUGGCUGCAGACUAGACUAGUUGGGGCUGAGACGGACUCUUGACAGGGCGUCGAGACGAGGGAGAAUUGGGCAGUGAAGCAGGUGUCAGUGUGUGUUAACCCGGCGUUGAUUUGAGUUGCGAGCUCCUAGUGCACAAGGUCGUGGCUGGGCACACCCUUUUAUCUCUCUU
Molecule: messenger RNA, 892 nt
Organism: Trichocladium antarcticum
Lineage: Eukaryota; Fungi; Ascomycota; Sordariomycetes; Sordariales; Chaetomiaceae
Source: the annotation of a GenBank genome assembly